This is a messenger RNA of Thecamonas trahens ATCC 50062, 1798 nucleotides long. RefSeq lists its product as uncharacterized. The transcript has 2 exons. The coding region runs from base 26 to 1798 and encodes 590 amino acids. Gene Ontology annotation, molecular function: GTPase activator activity. Gene Ontology annotation, biological process: activation of GTPase activity; signal transduction. The record is from RefSeq and is a predicted model, not a curated record. NCBI's taxonomy places the organism in Eukaryota, Apusomonadida, Apusomonadidae.
GCCAUAGGCAGGCACCCCGUCACCGAUGAUCAAGUCAUUCCGCAAACGACGCAAGCGGAAGAAGGCUGAUGCAGCACGUGCGCUGUCUGUGUUCGGCCGACCUCUGCAUGAGCUCUACCUCGCAGAGAGUCAGCCGGCUACCACCACGUCUGGCAAGAGGAGCAAGAGCAAGUCAGUGGGAGACAGAGCUGAUACUGGUGACAAUGGACUUGGGCAUGGGCAUGGGCAUGGGCAUGGGCAUGGUCCUGGUGGCAGUGGUCGGGGCAUGACAAGCGAGUCGAUCACAAAGUGGGAGGAGGAGGAGCACCCGAUGUGGCUGCCUCGGGUACCACGCAAGCUCAUUGCGCUACUUCAGAGUCGGGAUGGGGCGCUGGAGACAAAGGGUCUGUUCAGACUCUCAGCUUCGGCUUCGGCCAUCAAGGCCACAAAGACAGAGCUGGAUACCUCGAAUGGAACCGCGGACAUUGCCAACAUUGAUGAGCAUACCGCUGCUGCCCUCCUCAAGAUGUUCUUCAGAGAGCUACCGGAUCCGCUCAUCCCUGCUCGUCUCUAUGAUGAUGUGGUGGCGAGUGUCCGUGCGGAUGAGCCCAUUGCUGCACUCGGUUCUGUACUCGAGCGACUGUCGCCGAGACGGAUGGUCAUCCUCCGCGCCCUCAUCGCCUUUCUUCGCCAGGUCGCCAGCCACGAAGCCGCAAACUCAAUGGGCGCCGCAAACCUGGCCCUUGUCUUUGCGCCAAACCUGCUGCGCGGACUGGGCGAUGCCGAUGAUCCGCUGGCCUCGGUGGCUACCAUGGGCCAGGCCAACAAGGCCGUUGAACUGUUCAUCGUUCACUUUGAUGACCUCUUCCCUGUUCCCGACUCGGCGCAUGAGCUUAGUGUCGCGGCCAAGCGCACUCGCACCCGCACACGAGUCCGGGUCCGCAAGCGCUCCAAGCGCGGCCUUUCACCCGCGGCCAAGACUGCUGCUCAUGUCAGCAUUCCGGACAAGCCGCUUCCUGCACCACCCAAGCCGGCGCCACCCACCUUCCCGUUGCCCGAGCCCGCCCCACCCGAGCCGACGUCGCCCGCGGCCGCCCCACCCGAGCCGGCAUCGCCCGAGCCGGCAUCGCCCGAGCCGGCGUCGCCCGAGCGACCGGUGCUCCCGCCGCGGCCAGUCGCAGCCGCUCCGCAGCCCAAGGCCCCACUCCCACAACGCCCGGCACCCAAGCCAGACCCGAGACCCGCGCCAGCGCCGGAGCUCGCGCCAGCGCCAGUGCCAGCGCCAGUGCCAGCGCCAGUGCAGACGCCCGUGUCAGAGACGCCACCGAUCACAACUGCAACCACGCCGCAGUCCGAGCCACUGCCUAAGCGGGCGGCGCCACUGCCCAAGCGGGCGGCGCCGCUGCCACCGCUGCCAGCACGGCCCAAGGCUGCUCCGGCGCCAGCAUCGGAUCCUGCGCUGGUCAACCACGACCACGACGAUGGAAGUGAUAGCUCGUCGUCUGGUGUGUUUUCCGUCUCGACAACGGGCUCGAUCACCCUCUCGCCUUCGCCAGAGAAGAGCGUGCUGCCGCUGCCUCCGGGUCGCCCUGCGGUGAUGUCGGGCGGCAAUGACAGCGAGUACGAGUACUACUCAUACUGGUCGUACUCGGACGUCGACGACGAUGCGGCGGCGGCGUCGUCGACACCGGCGCGGAUUGCGACCACGGCCGGGGUAGCGGUAGUCGGCAGCCCGUCGUUUGACUUUUACUCGUACUCGUACUACUCGGACGAGGAUGAGAAUGCUGACAUGGCGGCGGACGGUGGUUCCGGUGUGUAG